This is a messenger RNA of Schistosoma curassoni, 1869 nucleotides long. NCBI's taxonomy places the organism in Eukaryota, Metazoa, Platyhelminthes, Trematoda, Strigeidida, Schistosomatidae. The record is from the annotation of a GenBank genome assembly.
AUGAGCAACAACGAAAUUUAUGAAGAUUUUAAUGAAUGUCUUAAGAUAGGAAUUCUUCAUAUUCCAUCUGGACGAUUUCUUACAGCUGAAGUAUUUAACAAUGAAAUUAAUAUUUCUGGAACAGCAUUACGACGACGUCAAGUUUGGUCUUUAAUUACUGAUCGGAAGAAUACUGAUACUUUGUUUUUACAAAACUCAUUGGGUCGAUUUUUAUCAGUUAAUAAGGAUGGAAAAAUAAGUACAUCUUUAAAAUCAGAUUGCGAAGAACGUUUCCGUUUAGAAUUUGCACCAGAUGGUACAGGUGAAUGGGCUUUUAAAUCAGAUGCAUAUGGUUUCUAUCUCACUGGUACCGAUACUCAAGUUUCAUGUUUUUCCAAAUCUCCUGUCUGGUGGUCAUUUCGUUUAGCAACACAUCCUCAAGUACAUAUUCGUCAUCAGUUCCGUUCACGUUACUUACGUCUUCUUAACGAUGGUCUUGAGCUUCGAGCUGAUCAACCAUACCCAUGGGGUCCAGAGUCUGUUAUUUGGAUUGAACAGCCUACAAUGGUUGCAAGUCAAGGUUUUGGUCGUGGUCCAAAUAUCCCUUUAGUUGGCAAAGCUGCUGUUUCACGUCUUGGUCGUGUUGCCUUCCGAAUGCCGAAUGGAAAAUAUUUGAAAUCUAAUGGAGAAAUGUGUAGUGAAAUGGAUGAUUCCACCUUAUUUUCUUUUGAAUAUCGUCCUGGUAAUCCUGGUACAUUUGCUUUUCGUGAUCAAACAGGUCAUUAUUUGACCACAAUCGGACCUGGAACAACUAAAGUAAAAACAAAUACAAAUAUUGGUAAAGAAGAACUCUUUCUAAUUGAACAUGCUGCUUUACAAGUUGGUAUAGUAGCACAUAAUGGGAAAUUCGCAUCAGUUAAACAAGGUAUUGAAAUUUCUGCAAAUCAGCAUGAAUUAGACGAAACAGCUAUUUUUCAGUUGGAAUAUAUUGGUGGGAUGGGUUUUAAUGCUUUAGAGGCUAUAGCAUCUAGCCCAGCAUCGACUUUAUCUGGUUCAGAUGGUGGAGUCAGUGACUCUUCUGCUUCUAAUUCAAGUUUAAUCAAUAAUAACCAUUCCAUUACUAAUGGUGUUCAUUCAGAUGUUUACUUUCUAACAACCGGAUUUUGGCGUCUACGUUCUCGUAGUGGAAAAUUAUGGAAACUUGCUUCAUCAUCUGGUGUUAAGAAUACUUCUUCAGAUGGAGAUCAAGAAAGUUUAUUUGAAAUGUUAACAGUGAAUAAAGUCAAUGAUAAGCAAAUUCGUCAAAUUGUAUUUCGAUCAAAUGAUGGUGAACAGUCUUUGACAGCUCGUAAACUUGGUGCUGUAUCUACAAGUGGUCGUUUAAUUGAUGAAACUCAGCUACCAUCAUCAGAUGAACUAUUCAAUAUUAUUUUAACGAAUAGAACAUCAAUUGUGUUUUUAUCUUCAUUAACUGGUGGUUUUUUAGUACGUGGUAAACAAAAUAUUCUUGAUUCAAAUGGAGUAGCUUAUGAACCAUUUUACAUUCGAGUAACUAAACGGCAUACUUAUAAAUUUUUUGCUCGUAAUCCAAAUUCAACAUAUUCCAUAUGGGCAGCUAGUUUAGAUGGUACAUUACAACUUGAACCUACACAUCAAACUCCUACUGAUGAUGAAAACAGUAAAGACACUGAAAACACUAUUAAUAAUGAUUUGAAAUAUGAAUUUCAACUUCAUUUCCUUGGUCAUAGUCGAGUGCUUAUUCAAUCAUUGAAUAGUCAACGUGGUAAUUCAAUUUCUUUAGUCAAAUCUGAAGUUAAAGGUGAUGUAAAAUUAGAUAUACCAAGUGGUGGUGGUGGUGAUAUAACAAUCAAUUAUAUUUGGGAAAUUUAA